Molecule: messenger RNA, 202 nt
Organism: Prorocentrum cordatum
Lineage: Eukaryota; Dinophyceae; Prorocentrales; Prorocentraceae
Source: the annotation of a GenBank genome assembly
GGGCAUAUUCAAGCACGCCGGCAACGCUAGAGGCGAUCGAGAAGUUCUUGAAACCGAUUCAGAAGGACAUCGCGGCGAUCAAGGAGAUGGCAAAGUCAAACAUGCCAGCGCCGAGUGACAUCUACAUGAAAGGUGACAUCUACAACGGCAUUGUUUUUGCAGAGAUGAGUGGCGACACAGAUGCAGAGACAGCGCUGCGCAU